Schistocerca nitens (vagrant locust) is the source of this 2836-nucleotide messenger RNA. RefSeq names its product lysine--tRNA ligase (gene LysRS). The coding region runs from base 240 to 1958 and encodes 572 amino acids. Gene Ontology annotation, biological process: lysyl-tRNA aminoacylation. NCBI's taxonomy places the organism in Eukaryota, Metazoa, Arthropoda, Insecta, Orthoptera, Acrididae. Gene Ontology annotation, cellular component: mitochondrion; cytoplasm; cytosol. The record is from RefSeq and is a predicted model, not a curated record. Gene Ontology annotation, molecular function: lysine-tRNA ligase activity; tRNA binding; ATP binding. The transcript is spliced from 10 exons.
CCUUUUGGCGAAGUUUUAAAAAUAUCUCGCAAAACAUUUCAGUAGCUUCUGUUGAUUCUGUUCUAAUUUAAACAAUGUAUUGCCCACGUCACUCAGGUGUACGCCGAUCGCACUCUUUCAUUGGAUGCCAUGUAUAGUAUCCAUGUACAGGCGGGUUUCGUCGUUUUAAAUACCUUGGAGUUGUUUGUGGUUGUGCUUUGUGGAACACUAAACAAACUGUAGAACAAUAUUUACGUGCUAUGGCAGAAGCUGGAAGUGAGAAACUAUCGAAGAAUGAACUGAAGAGACGACUAAAGGCUGAACAAAAGGCAAAGGAGAAAGCGGAGAAAGAGAAACAAAAAUCUGAAACACAAGCACCAAAGAAGAAGACUGAUACACAUGCUGCUGCAGAGGAAGAAGUCAGCCCAAAUGAAUACUUCCGUUUACGAACACAAGCUGUUACACAAUUGAAGCAAAGUGAUGAACAUCCAUAUCCCCACAAAUUUCAUGUUUCUAUAUCCUUAGAAGAGUUUGUAGAAAAAUACAGUGGUGUUAAAGAUGGAGAAAUCUUGGAGAACAUCGAACUUAGUGUGGCAGGGCGUGUUCAUGCUAUCAGAGAAUCUGGAGCGAAGUUAAUAUUCUAUGACCUGAGGGGGGAAGGUGUGAAAAUUCAGGUUAUGGCAAAUGCAAAAUUGUAUUCCUCUGAAGAAAAGUUCAUUGAGGAUACAGGUAAAAUAAGACGUGGUGAUAUUGUUGGCUGUGUUGGGUCUCCAGGUAAAACCAAGAAGGGCGAACUCUCAAUAAUACCAAGACAAAUUAAACUGUUGUCCCCAUGUCUUCAUAUGCUGCCACAUCUACACUUUGGUUUAAAGGACAAGGAAACUAGGUUUCGCCAGAGGUAUCUUGAUCUGAUUUUGAAUGAAAAAGUACGUCAGAAGUUUCAUGUACGAGCACAAAUUAUUUCAUAUGUGAGGAGAUUUUUAGAUAAUUUAGGAUUUCUAGAAGUAGAAACUCCAAUGAUGAAUAUGAUUGCUGGUGGUGCAACAGCUAAGCCAUUUGUUACACAUCAUAAUGAACUAAAUAUGGACCUGUACAUGAGGAUUGCACCUGAGCUUUACCUGAAGAUGCUGAUAGUAGGUGGUAUUGACCGUGUUUAUGAAAUUGGAAGGCAGUUUAGAAAUGAAGGUAUUGAUCUAACACACAACCCAGAAUUUACUACAUGUGAAUUCUAUAUGGCUUAUGCAGACUACAAUGAUUUAAUGCUCAUUACUGAGAGCAUGGUAUCAGGUAUGGUUAAAAGUAUUCACGGGUCGUAUAAAGUGACAUAUCAUCCAGAGGGCCCAGAUGGAAAAGCAAUAGAAAUUGACUUUACACCUCCAUUUAAGAGAAUAAGUAUGUUCCCAGCAUUAGAGGAGAAACUAAAUAUAAAAUUACCAAGCCCAGAAACACUUGGAACACCUGAAGCAAAUAAGUUUUUUAGUGACUUGUGUGAAAAGCACGAAGUGGAAUGUGCGCCACCACGAACAACUGCUCGGUUGCUGGACAAGCUGGUUGGAGAAUUCCUUGAAGAAAACAGUAUAAAUCCAACAUUUAUUAUUGACCAUCCUCAAAUAAUGAGUCCUUUAGCCAAAUGGCAUCGAUCUGUUAAAGGAUUAACAGAAAGAUUUGAGUUGUUUGUAGCAACAAAAGAAAUAUGCAAUGCAUACACUGAGCUGAAUGAUCCUAUUGUCCAACGGGAACGAUUUGAGCAACAGGCAAAGGACAAAGCUGCUGGUGAUGAUGAAGCUCAGCUUAUAGAUGAAAACUUCUGCACAGCACUUGAGUAUGGUUUGCCUCCAACGGCUGGAUGGGGAAUGGGAAUUGACAGACUUACAAUGUUCUUGACCGAUUCAAACAAUAUAAAGGAAGUUCUGUUCUUCCCAGCUAUGAAACCAGAUGAUCCUAAUAAGGGCAAAGAGAAUGAUGAAAUUAAGCAAUGACCAGGUUCCAUUUUUCGGGAGAUGAACUUACAAGGAUACAGAGUCCACACUGUUGCUUCUGGAUACGUGUGAAAUCACAUGAGAUACUCAUGUUGUGGGGUGUGCAAUUUCUGCUUCAAUUCAAUGACAGUUAUUGACCACAAAUCCCCAUUGGCAAGACUAUUUUGACACAUGCAAUUUUAUGUUUUAUUGUGCUGCUGCCCUGGCCGUAGUAAGCCAGUAAUUGAACACGUGAACAUGUGAGAAAAAUAUGGAGUAUUUUUAAGAGGCAGAAGUAAUGAAACUCAGUUGUUGACCUUUAGCACUGUUUUUUCUCCAGUGUUAAGGGGGCAGUUUCUGAUUUUAUUUAUUUUUAGUUUCCUAAUUACCAUGUUGGAGGCUGCAGUUGGAAAUGAAUGCAAUUGAUGCAAGUGAAUUUUGUAAAAUUUUAGAAAAUAAUGUAAGGUGUGAAUCUUUCUUCAUUGCCCAAGUUAAAUGGGUAGACGUGUGUGUGUGUGUGUGUGUGUGUGUGUGUGUGUGUGUGUGUGUGUGUGUGUGUGUGAGAGAGAGAGAGAGAGAGAGAGAGAGAGAGAUGAAAGUAACUAAUUAUUUGCCUUAUUCUGCAAGUGUCAACGAAACACACAGCAGUGUGUUGUGCAUGCUUCCUGUCACUUAGAAGAAAGAGAGCAUGGUUUUAUCUUGUUGUUUGUUAAGAACGGUGCUCACUGUUUUUACUUACCGUAAUAAUGUUUUGCUACUUGCCAGGCAGCAGCAAAUUCUUGUUGAUGGAACUGUAGCUUUUUCGUAUUGAAAAAGAAAGUGGUCAAUUGAGGUCAAAAUUAUCCAGAGUCAGAGGAAACCUAAUUGGAAAUGGCAAAGAAAUAACUUUUCAAAUCUCA